Molecule: messenger RNA, 2914 nt
Organism: Pecten maximus
Lineage: Eukaryota; Metazoa; Mollusca; Bivalvia; Pectinida; Pectinidae
Product: AFG1-like ATPase
Exons: 13
Coding region: 74-1534 (486 amino acids)
Cellular component (GO): cytoplasm; mitochondrion
Molecular function (GO): ATP binding; ATP hydrolysis activity
Source: RefSeq, a predicted model, not a curated record
AAGGUGUGAACAUUUAUGGUUGCAAGAUGAACGUGCCCACGAAAUGUUAUGAAGGACAGAGAGGACUUGGGAAAUGAAUGGUCACAGGGUUAUCUUGACUGGAACACGACGUGUUUUUGAAGGAUUUCACGAUUGUUGUUUUUUAUCUCCCCACUUAGGAGGAAGAAGACACCAAACUACUGCUGGAAAACAUGCAUCCGAUGUCAAUGAGAAGGAAGAGUUACAAGGUUCUCCAGGUGGACCAAUGUCUAUAUACAGGGAGAAAAUUGAAAACAAAAAACUAAGAUUUGACAAACAUCAAGUCAGCAUCGUACAAAACCUUGAGGACCUUCAUACUACUCUAGAAAAUUAUGUACCUCAGUCUGAAGGAUGGUUCACAAAGAUAUUUUUAAAGAAAGGAAAAGACAAAUCAGAUCAUCCCAAAGGCUUAUACCUUCAUGGAAAAGUAGGUACUGGUAAAACUAUGCUGAUGGAUCUAUUUCAUGACCAAAGUCAAGUGAGGAAGAAAAAACGGGUCCAUUUCCACAAGUUCAUGUUAGAUGUUCAUAAACGAAUCCAUGCCAUAAAACAGACAAUACCUCGACAGUACAAUGUACAGAAGAUUGACCCCUUCGAUCCUAUUCCUCCAGUAGCCAAGGAAAUUAGUGAAGAAACAUGGCUCCUCUGCUUUGAUGAGUUUCAGGUGACAGACAUUGCUGAUGCCAUGAUACUGAAGCGACUGUUUAUUGAGCUUUUUAAGAAUGGCAUUGUUGUGGUGGCCACCUCCAACAGACCACCAGACGACUUGUACAAAAACGGAUUACAACGAGGAACAUUUCUGCCAUUCAUUGGAAUUUUAAAGAGCCACUGUAAAACUCUGAAUCUGGACUCGGGCAUAGACUACAGAAUGACUGUUGAGCCAGCUGAAGGCAAGAUUUACUUUUUGACUUCUGAGAGUAAUGCUGAAGCACAACUUGACCACAUAUUUGAACAUUUGAGUGCUGAAGAAGAUGAAGAUACAUGUCCAAGGGAGAUAACUGUAUUGGGGAGGAAAGUUUUGUUGCCUAAGACGUGUGGAGGUGUUCUAGACACCGAUUUUCACAGUAUGUGUAAACAGCCUCUUGGUGCAAUAGACUACCUGGAAAUAAGUCAUACAUUUGACACUGUCAUCCUAAGGAACAUACCUAAGAUGUCGCUCAGUCGCAAGUCAGAGGCUCGGAGAUUUAUCACUCUCAUUGACACCCUCUACGAUCGCAAGGUACGUGUGGUGUGUUCUGCUGAAGAAGAACCAGUGGGACUGUUUGCUAGUGGCAGUAUCAGUAAGCGAGAUGAGGAGAUUAACAGUAUGUUAAUGGAUGAUCUGGGUAUAUUACAGAGGUCUGGAGUGGGCGAUGCCAAGGCCAGUAUAUUCACAGGAGAGGAAGAACUUUUUGCAUUUGAUAGAACUGUGUCACGUUUGACCGAAAUGCAAACUUUAGAAUAUUGGAAUGAACGAAAACCGAACCGGUCGUAUCACCCAAGUAAAUCACAGAAGGAAGCUAUUAAUUAUGUAUGACACAGGCUGAAUGUGUAGGCCGUGUCAAUAGUUGUAUCAGUUCAAUGUCACUUAUUAUAAUAGUUUUAUCAUACAAUAUAGAUGUACCAGUGCAUUGGUGAUCUUUUAGCUAGUCAUCUGAAGACAAGGGGUCAGGGGGUUGCUGGUGAUUUGGGAGAAGCAGGGACUAAUAUAUAGUCAUAAAUUAAUGGUGUCAGUUUUCGAGCAAGUUUUUAAGAAGUUAUCCCCAUCACCAAGGUCAAGAAUCUGUUGAAUUACUGAAGGCAUUAAUAUAAAUUUACCAUAUUUAUGGUGCCCCAAAAGAGGUUAAUUUGACUUUACUCUUGUUUUAAUUAUUAAGAAGAUUUAAGUAUUUGAGCAAUUUUUUUCAUGCACUAAUGAAUGACCACCGUCCAGAGACUGGUUAAAGAAUUACCAACUUAAAGGUAAUAUUAAUAUAUCUUUAUCAAUAUGAUGAACCCUAUAUUAAUGUUUAUGGGCUGAAAUAGGAGUGUUCAUUGUGUUGUUCCAUGUUAUCUCAAGCUACGAGUUCAGAUUUGGACCUCAUGUUUCUGAUCCUUCAGAUGACAUAUGUUCUUACAAGGACGUGUAACCUUCAAUAAACUUAACUUACUUCUGGGUUUCCCCAAAGCAUUGCUGUCAAGUCCUAGAAGGAUGUAACAGAUAUGUGAGGCAGUUUUAUGUAUUUUUUUCAGACUGGUGAUUAUUUCUCUGUAGUAACUCCCACGUGAUAUUUUUCAUUACUUCUUCCUGUAAUAUGUUUUCUGUAUGACAAGGAAAGGGAUAGUAACAGUUCUACGAUAGUCACAUGUUGUCUUCUACAGACAUUUAUGUUAUCAUGUAGCAAGGAUGAAAGAUCCUGUGGUGUUACUCAUUUUAUAUUUGAUUUGGUUUACAAUUCAUUAAACAUAGAUAUUUAGCAAUUACAAAAAUUAUAUACAUUGAUUUGGUGUAUAAUAAGUAAAUUUUAUUUGAUCGGUCACACUUUACAAUACUUUUGCAUUAGGUGUCUUGCAGUCAUUAUUUGAUUUGUAUGUUUUGUUAGAAGAUAAAUAAAGAGAAAACAUCCGAUCUAUGCAAUGUGUUACAAGUACACGAUUAUCUAUUCUUAUAUCACUCACUCCAAUAACAGUCUACUUACUGGAUAUACAAGCCAGUAGUCUGUAUUUAGAAACUGUAAGCUUCUUCCCUAAUGUUCCAAAUAAGCUGAACUAUAUUAAAAAGAUACAUUAUUAUUUAAAUGUAUGAAGUCGUAUGUGAUAGUGUAAAUAAAAAUGUUACAUAUUAUGUUAUGAAAAUGGUUGAAAAUUUUAAUCCAAUUAUUUUUUACAUUUCAUGGUACAUGUAUUUUGGUCAUAGAUAAAACUGGUUUUUACAUAC